This is a messenger RNA of Eriocheir sinensis (Chinese mitten crab), 1876 nucleotides long. RefSeq lists its product as uncharacterized. The record is from RefSeq and is a predicted model, not a curated record. Lineage: Eukaryota; Metazoa; Arthropoda; Malacostraca; Decapoda; Varunidae. Gene Ontology annotation, cellular component: cytosol. Gene Ontology annotation, biological process: mannose metabolic process; GDP-mannose biosynthetic process; protein N-linked glycosylation. Gene Ontology annotation, molecular function: phosphomannomutase activity. The coding region runs from base 278 to 1027 and encodes 249 amino acids. The transcript has 9 exons.
UGCCGGGUGGUGACGUGCCGGUGUGGGUUUGACAGGAGUGGUGUUGGCAGAGGUCACACAGGGGAGAGGACACCCGGGUCACAUCUCUUGUCACUCCGGCGGUUAUUUAGCAGACUUAAGCGUUCUGCCCUAGCCUGCAAGGUAGUGAUAGCGGAGAGGGGCCUCAAACCUCAUCAACGGUAAAUGGGUGCCAUUCAGCUGUUGACCCCCACAUUAAUAAGCUAAAGAGGAAGAGGAAGGAGAGAUCUGAGCUGUUCCUGACCCCAGCACCACAAAUAUGGCACGGAUACCCGACACUCUCUGCCUGUUUGACGUGGACGGCACACUCACGCUGCCUCGAAAGAAAAUUGAGCCCCACAUGUCAGAGUUUAUGUACAAGAUGAAGGAGAAGGUGACGAUUGGCCUGGUUGGCGGCUCGGAUUUGACCAAGAUAGCAGAGCAGAUGGGCGGCUUGGAGGCACUCAUGAAGUUUGAAUAUGUGUUUGCUGAGAAUGGUUUGGUGGCUUACAAGAAUGGUCAACUUCUCAAGAAAGAGAGCAUCCAAAGCCACAUGGGGGAGGAGAAGCUACAGACAUUCAUCAACUUUGCCCUGCGGUACAUGUCGUCCCUGACGCUGCCUGUCAAGCGUGGCACCUUCAUAGAAUUCAGGAACGGCCUGAUCAACGUGUGUCCCGUGGGCCGCAGCUGCUCACAGGAGGAGCGGGACCAGUUUGGGGAAUAUGACAAGGUUCAUCAUGUCAGGGAGAAGUUUGUGAAAGCCUUGGAAGCAGAGUUUCCUGACUCAGGCUUGGUGUUUUCCAUUGGUGGCCAGAUCAGCUUUGAUGUGUUCCCCAAGGGCUGGGACAAGACAUUCUGUUUACGAUAUGUCGAAAACGACUUCAAGACGAUUCACUUCUUUGGGGACAAGACAGACAAGGGUGGCAAUGACCACGAGAUAUACGAGGACUCGCGCACCGUGGGGCACAAGGUCACCUCCCCGGACGACACCAAAGUGCAGCUGCAGAAGGUGUUGGGGGUGGAAUGCUAGCUGGGUCCUACCACUGUGACUAGCAGCUCUUUGUCUUGGCAUCGGUGGGGCCGGGGAGCAUUGUGGUGCCUUGGAACACUUAUUAUUAGCUGGUGUCUGAGUGCCUUUGUCAUCUUUGUCAAAGUAAUAAUUUUCAACAGAGCUGGGCAUUUUGUUUCCCCCAUCAAGGAUGCAAGGAUUGGUAAGGUCUGUUAUCCUCAGGACAUCAGUAUGAACAUUAUAUCUAAGGAAUGCCAUGCUGUUUUCACUACUUACUAUGUUCAGAGCACUGUUAUUAUCUAACAAGGCUCAUUGUUUUGUUUUAUCUUAAACAAGGCAAGUGUUGGUCAGGUCUGUCUGCCAUCACACCAGCACAUUGGGUGAAGCACUAUGGGUAAUGUCCUAACUUUCCCAGCACAUAUUCAGUACCCCUGUGUAAGGCUCAUGACCACAGAUGCUGCCUCAUAUGUGUGUUGGACACCACAUGACAGUGUGGCUCAUGACUCAUUGGAUCAAAAAGGUCUUGGCAGGCAACAACGGAGGCACCAUGUGUUCUGAGAAAGUGUGUGCGCGUGUGUGUGGGUGCGUGUGUGUGCAUGCUUGUGAACACGUUCACUCGCCACCACCAGCCCCACCCACCUGCCUCCCUUUCUUAAGGUUUAUUCUCUCCCUCAGUUCUUUCAUUUCUCACCUUCAUCCUCCUACAGAAAGUAUUAUUUUCAUCUUAAUUGUUUUGUAUUUAUGCAGUAUUUUGAUUUUCUAAGUUGUAGAGUAUUUUCACAUCAUUGUUUUAUUUAUUGUUAUAUAUGGUAUAUCUACUUAUAAUUUAUUUUUUGAAGUUGAUUGAUUAAAUGAGUUUUCUUCAUUGUU